UCUCAUUAAUAUCAGUUCAUCUUUAAACGUCGGUGUGCAAAGUGUGAUAAACAUGUCAGAGCAGACAGUCCUACAGCCGGGUGCCAACAUCCGGCCGGUGAUAGACCACGAGGGGGUGAAACUGCUGGUCGAGCGACUCUACGGCAUCUCUGUUCUGGAGCUGAUCGAGCUGAACGGAUAUGACGAUAAGAACUAUAAGAUCAUAGAGGACCCCAACGUGAAGAAUCCACUGAUAACGAACCACUGCCCUCACGGGUACGUCUUGAAAAUAAUGAAUUCUAUGGACUCCAAGAACGUGAGUCUGGUGGAGGCGCAGAAUGAGAUUAUGAACUUUUUGUCGACCCGUUCGGUAACCUGCCCCAAACCAAUUCGCAACGUGUUCGGGCACUUGCACUCCGUGGAGACGAUAGGGGGCAAGGGGCACGCGGUGAGGCUGCUCGAGUACGUGCCUGGGGACCUGCUGAAGGAUGUGCCCCAGUCUGAGGCACUUUACUACCAGCUGGGCGAGUUCGUAGCUAAUCUGGAUAAUAAGCUGCAGAACUUCAACCAUUCGGGGCUGGUCUCCCGGGAGCACAUCUGGAUGCUGUCGAAGGUGCCAGAGCUGGAAAAGUUCAAGUACGUGAUCAAGGAUGCGGAGAAAUUGGAUCUGGUUGAGGAGGUAAUCGAGGAGUUCAAAUACGCCGUGGUCCCCCACCUGGAAGAGCUGGAGAAGGGCGUGAUCCACGGGGACGUCAAUGAGAUGAACAUCUUGGUGUCUCCAAAACCUGGAACCAGCCAAACCGACUACCGCAUUACCGGUAUCCUAGAUUUCGGCGACAUCCAAUAUUCAUACUAUGUCUUCGAGUUGGCCAUCACCAUGACCUAUAUGAUGCUGCUAAGCGGUGACCUGAAGACGGGGGGCAUCGUGCUAGCUGGCUACUGUGUUAAUCGCCGUCUACCUGAUAUGGAGUACAGGCUUCUGAAGACGCUGAUCUCAGCUCGCCUAGUCCAAAGUUUAACACUGGGCGCCUACUCGAUCGCUCAGGACCCCAACAACACUUACGUAACAUCCACGGAGAAGGCGAACGGUUGGAACUUGCUGAAGAAACUGCGGAAGACCAAGCCAGACCCUGAUGAUGACCCUACCAAUUGGAAGGCUAUUGCCAACGACUAUCUGACUAGGAGCUAAAUGUGUCCUGGGAGUGUGAAAACCUAUGCUAUAAUACAAUCACCUUUAAAUAUUUUAGGUUAUAUUAUUACAGAAUAUAAUGUUUUAAAAUAACAAAGCAAAGACACAUGAGCGCGAACUUUUAAUAGUUUUUAUCUAUACAUUAUAUAGACUUAAAUGUCUGUUCAAGGGCAUAAGAAAAAAGGACAUAAAUUCAUAAAUUUAUGGUCAUUUCGUUAUUGCAACCUUGUUUUUAAAUCUUUUUUGCUCAAGUUUAACUAUUGUUAAAACAGUUUUGGAUUUCCAAAUAUACAACAUUCAUAUAUUAUUAAGUGAAUCUAUAUUUAAUAAAAAUAAUAAUAUAAGAACAUUGAACAUUACUAUAUAAGUUAUCGACUUGGUCAAUUUAUUAUACAAUAAUUAUGUAAAUAGUUCAUUAGUGGUUUAUUAUGAUAUU
This is a messenger RNA of Zerene cesonia (dogface butterfly), 1604 nucleotides long. Its product is annotated as hydroxylysine kinase. The transcript is spliced from 7 exons. NCBI's taxonomy places the organism in Eukaryota, Metazoa, Arthropoda, Insecta, Lepidoptera, Pieridae. Gene Ontology annotation, molecular function: amino acid kinase activity. The record is from RefSeq and is a predicted model, not a curated record. The coding region runs from base 53 to 1168 and encodes 371 amino acids.